CAAGUUCAAUUCGGCUCAAGUGACACCUUGCCACGGUUCUCCUUCCUUUCGACCUGCUUUCUGCUUUCGAGAAGAGCUUCCUUUUGACCUGGCAUGGGCUCCUCUUCUGACUCGACGACGGAAAAGAAGAAGAACAAGAAGAGCAAGAAGAAAAAGGAAAAGAAGGAAAAGAAGCAAAAGACAGAGAAGAAGCAGAAGAAGAAGGGUAAGAAAGAUCGUGAGGAGGAGCUGCAACGUCAGAGUUUCGAAGCUGCCUUGGCAGCUGCAGCCAAGGAGCGAGCAGAGGAACAGCUGCGAGAGAAGGCGGAGACUCCAGACGUGAAGGAGAAGCGGAGCCGCGAGGAGAAGGAUGAGAAGAAGGCCAAGCAAUCCAAGCAACCUGCUGAAGAGGACUCCAAGCUGAAGAAGCCGGCUGUUCCGGAGAAAGGCUCUGGAGAGACCAAUGUGGUGGAUGCCUUUUCGUUUGAUCCGACAAAGAAGGCCUCUGGAGACUAUUCGAAGCCCGACCCAGUGUCUCUGGCCAAUUCUGGUUUAGAUAUUCAGCGAAUGAUCUAUCGACACGAUCGCAGUGAGUAUACACCUGAACAGCUCCGACGAGCGGAUGAGCUUGCGCGGAUGAGCUUUUUCAUUUGCAAAUAGAGUUUGGCUUUUCUCCUUAGGCCCAUGCAUGGCCGCAUGGUGAGCGAACACUCAGGGGGCUCCACGUGACCCGGACUGGCGACCCUUGCCGUGCCUACUGUCGACUCAGCACCACGGACUGGCCAGACUUGAGUGGACUGCGCGAGACCUUGAAUCGCAGUGGACGAAGAGAUGGAGAGAGGAAAACUUGAUCCGAUCGAGGCAGACGGCAAAGCCACACCUCAUCCUUGACGACCUCACUGCAAGGUCUCAAUCUUCUUUAGAGGGCCGUGAGCAAGGCGAUG
Durusdinium trenchii is the source of this 923-nucleotide messenger RNA. The record is from the annotation of a GenBank genome assembly. Lineage: Eukaryota; Dinophyceae; Suessiales; Symbiodiniaceae.